AUGGCUGCAAAUUUGCCUCCUGGUUGGAAACUGGCGCAUUCCAAAAAGACCGGCCGUCCGUUUUACUACAACCCAAAGUUCAAAAUCUCCGUUUGGGAGCAUCCCCAAUACUUUGAGCGAUAUGAAAUCGACCGAAAAAUAAAGAACACGAUCGUUUUACGCAAUGAAAACUACAAUUUCUGCUUGGAUACGAAUGUGCUCAUUCAUCACCUGGCGUUUGUCGAUUGGGUUCUUGACUUGUGCAAUGAGUUGAAGAGGAGUUAUGUUAAUGUGCCUUACAAGGUGUGGGAGGAACUGGAUAAUGUUCACAAAUAUUCAAAUAAGGAGGAGACGCGUGAACUGGCGAGAAAGGCGAUGAAGGGGGUGGAGAAGUGGAUGAGCCUCAAGGACUCGAAGCUUUUCAUGGAGUCAAAGAGUGAUUUUGAUAAGAGAAAAAGUGAUGAAAAAGACUUGUCCAAUGAUGAAAAGAUUAUGAAUUUCUGCAAAGUGAAACUAGUCAGCACUCGACGGAAGCCGUUUUUCAUCACCAACGAUAGAAAUUUAAGAGUCCGCGUGAUCGCCGAUGGGAUCAAGUGCUGCAAGCCGGAAUUCGAAGACAUGCUAGAAGCGAUUGCCAUAAAGACAGACAGAGAGCCUUCUACAGCAGAAGGUGUAUCCAGAGAACUACCGUCGUCGACCUCGACGAUUUCUGAAAGCUUGAGUGAUGAUGCGAUGGAAGUGACAGAGUACCAGCCGCCAGAUCCGAGAACAGCGUUGCCUAGGGAAAUUCUAGAGCAAUACUGGGACGAAGGAAAGAGAAUUCUUAUUUGGAUACUGGUUGAAGAAUUGAAGAACUUUUUUUCUUCAGCGUAUCCAGGUCGAAGUGAUCAGCAGUUGAUUGAAAUCAUGAAGGAGAAUCUCGGACACAAAAAAUUCAAUCUUCUUUGGGGCGAGCAUAUUCGAAUGAUCGGAAUUCUACGGCUAUGGCAUGAAUACGACGAAGUUAUCAAACUCGACAAGGAUAAUUGGACUGUUAACAAAUAUCAUGAAAACGCAAACCGCCUUUUGGAUUUUGUCCAAAAAACUGCAAGCGUCGAAGAUGAGCUCGAUCUCGACGACCAAAGCUGGAUCGACAAUCUCUGCGGGAUAGCUGAAGUUUUCAAGCAUCAUCAAGCUGUAGAUAAUUUUCUCAAAAAAAUCGACGCCCAGUUUUCCUAG
Molecule: messenger RNA, 1197 nt
Organism: Oikopleura dioica
Lineage: Eukaryota; Metazoa; Chordata; Appendicularia; Copelata; Oikopleuridae
Source: the annotation of a GenBank genome assembly